GAGACCAGGCUAACAGGUCACUGGAAAACAAGCGUUGGUGCCAGGGCCUCCGGUGGAGACCAGUGUGCCUUUUCAGAGACAGACCAUGGACACGGUGCGCAUUGCGGUUGUCGGAGCUGGUGUGAUAGGGCUGUCCACUGCCGCGUGCAUUUCCCAGCGGGUCCCCCGAUGCUCCGUUACUGUCCUCUCAGACAGGUUCACUCCUGAUACCACCAGCGAUGUAGCAGCUGGGAUGCUUCUUCCUCACACAUAUCCAGAUACCCCGGUGCCCACGCAGAAGCGAUGGUUUAGAGAGACCUUCCAGCAUCUUUCUGAAAUCGCCAAGUCUGCAGAGGCUGCAGAUGCGGGGGUUCACCUGGUGUCUGGUUGGCAGAUAUUUCGCAGCGUCCCCGCUGAAGAAGUGCCUUUCUGGGCUGACGUCGUGCUGGGAUUUCGGAAGAUGACAGAAGCGGAGCUGAAGCGAUUCCCUCAGCAUGUGUUUGGUCAGGCUUUUACAACCCUGAAGUGCGAGACGUCUGCCUACCUCCCGUGGCUGGAGAAAAGGAUAAAGGGAAGUGGAGGUCUGCUACUCACCAGGAGAAUAGAAGACCUGUGGGAGCUACACUCAUCUUUUGAUAUCAUGGUCAAUUGCUCAGGCCUGGGAAGCCGGCGACUUGUGGGAGACCCCACGAUUUCCCCGGUAAGGGGUCAGGUGCUUCAGGCGCAGGCCCCCUGGGUGAAGCAUUUCAUCCGAGAUGGGGAUGGGUUGACUUAUGUUUACCCUGGCACGUCCUAUGUAACCCUGGGAGGCACCAGACAGAAAGGAGACUGGAAUCUGUCCCCAGAUGCAGAACUUAGCAGAGAGAUAUUUUCUCGAUGCUGCGCUCUUGAGCCUUCCCUCCACAGAGCCCGUGACAUAAAAGAGAAAGUAGGUCUGAGGCCCAGCAGGCCAGGUGUGCGGCUGCAGAAGGAGAUCCUAGUGCGGGGGGAGCAGAGGCUACCCGUGGUCCACAACUACGGCCACGGGAGCGGGGGCAUCUCUGUGCACUGGGGCUCUGCUCUGGAAGCCACCAGGCUGGUGAUAGAGUGUAUCCACACCCUCAGGACCCCAGCGUCCACGUCAAAGCUGUAGCUGACAGCAAGUAAUCCAGGUGAGAGGGGUCGAAGCACAGACUAAGGUCCGGAACCCGGUCUCGUAACUGCCCUACUGUUUGAAAGUUGAAUCUUACCUUCUUUGUUUUCAAUAUUAGAAAUUACACAACGCGUAUCAGUAGACUUAGAAAGCUUGCCAGUAACGACACAGAACACACGAAGCUCCGUUUCUGUCGAAAUAUGCGCUCUCUAAAAAUACUUGUUCUAUAGGGUAAGAUUUGGGGAGGAUCGAAUGCUAAUUUAUGUGGAUGAUGUAAGCGAUAGGGGUUUUUGUAUCUUUGUCUCAGAAGCACAUAUGCACAUAUGAGGAGAUUAAAUGUGUGGGAAAGAUACUUGGCUUCCUGUCCGUCGUAGAGCUGUGCAGGAUCCCCUCAGGUCAUGGAGUCAACCGAGGAAGUGUUUUCAUCUCACUGGAUUGGACCACACAGUGCGGACCCCUGUAUUCAGCUGAGUGUAGACCGCAGCCACUUCCUCCUCCAACUGGUACUGACAAAGGGGGGUGGAGUCGCCUUCGAAGGCUGCACUGGUUUUGCAGCCUCUUCGUGUCUGUCACCGGGUGUUUUGUUGUUUCUGGGACCAAACACCGAACAGAAACAACCUAAAGAAUGAGUUUGCUCAUAGCUGCAGCCCACGGCGCCAGGUGAGGGCCCUUGUAGAACAGAGCUGUGAGCGCACAUCUGCCAGGGCUGAUGGGUGAGACCCCGGCAUCUACGCACUCAUUCCCAUUCAUUUACUCCCCUUCCCCCUCUCCUCCUGCAGCUCUGCCUUCUCCCAAAGGUUCAUUGAAUUCUCAAAUCUGUCCAUGGAUUAAGUCAUUGAUUAGGUCAUCCGUAUCUAGAAACGCUCCACCCAAGGGGGUUCUUUACUUCUCUCCUAAGCAAGCCCCUAUCUUGUCAAGCUGCCAACAGGGAUUUGCUGUAGCAAUCACGGAGGCACGGACUUCAUUACCACAAACUGCGGUGGGCGAGCACUGCCGAAGAUCAAAUCGUCCAUGCAACCAAGGAGCUAAUUUGCGAAUGGAGACGGAACAAUCAUUUUUAAAUGACAUACGACACAAGUGUUCUUCUUCAUGUCAAAAAGUACUGGGAGAGAGGGAUGUGUCUUGCGAUAUUGUAAGUUUGAGAAUUGCUGAGUUGAGUAAUUUAGCCCGGCUCCCUAACUUAGGUCUAUUCAGAGCCUUUAACCUCCCGGUACAUUACAGAUCCUCCGGAGGGUUUUUGGCCUGGGAAAAGAUUAUUCAUUGACGUAAUCAAUCCUGGGGUGGGGAUGUCAUUAAAUUUUGAGGAGAGGUACUUUUUGUUUGUGAAAAGUAAAGUCUGUUUUGAACCUCCUAGGAGGAAUAGAUAAAUUUGGCCAUAAAUAUAGGGACAGGGCUGGAGAGACGGCUCAACAGUUAAGAUUGCUUGUUACUCUUCCAGAGGACAAGAGUUUGUUUCCUGGUGCCCCUGAGGUGCCUACAACCUCCUAUAACUACAGCUUCAGGGUUUCUAACCCCUUCUUCUGGCCUUUGUAGGUACACACACACACACACACACUAAAUAAAUAAAUCAUGUAAAAAUAUUUUAAAACAUAUGGAAGAGAAGCUUAUUUUUGCUUUUUUGUUGAGGUUUUGUGUGUGAUUUUGUUUGAAGAGAGCACUGUGAUUUUCUUUGAAGAGAGCUUCAGACAAAACAAUGUUUAAUGGGCUACUAAAAAUUCUUGCUUAAUCAAGCGCUCAUUUCUACUAAUUUCCACCAGGGGGCGAUAUUGUAUCAAUCUCAAAUAAACCAGAGCCUCUGAAAAUUUAGAAAUGACAAGAAAUAAAAAGUA
Messenger RNA from Apodemus sylvaticus (European woodmouse), 2940 nucleotides. It is a transcript of the gene Ddo, whose product is annotated as D-aspartate oxidase. The record is from RefSeq and is a predicted model, not a curated record. Gene Ontology annotation, molecular function: D-amino-acid oxidase activity; FAD binding. Lineage: Eukaryota; Metazoa; Chordata; Mammalia; Rodentia; Muridae. The coding region runs from base 86 to 1111 and encodes 341 amino acids. The transcript has 5 exons.